Penicillium cinerascens is the source of this 696-nucleotide messenger RNA. RefSeq names its product putative transcription initiation factor subunit (TAF30). The transcript has 7 exons. NCBI's taxonomy places the organism in Eukaryota, Fungi, Ascomycota, Eurotiomycetes, Eurotiales, Aspergillaceae. The record is from RefSeq and is a predicted model, not a curated record. Gene Ontology annotation, molecular function: histone binding. Bases 1 to 696 code for a protein of 231 amino acids. Gene Ontology annotation, cellular component: Swr1 complex; NuA4 histone acetyltransferase complex. Gene Ontology annotation, biological process: chromatin remodeling; regulation of transcription by RNA polymerase II.
AUGCCUGACGUCAAGCGCAAUGUCCGUCUUGUGACGCAGCAGCACAUUAUUGACAAGCCCUCUGAGGUUGAGGGCUUCCCUCAACGAGAGUGGUCUAUUGAGGUUUAUGUCGCCAACGAGAAGGGUGAUCUGGUGCCUGCCAACCUCUUCGACAAGGUCACCUACCACCUCCAUCCCAGCUUCGGCUCCCGCGCUGUCCAGACCUUCACGAAGCCGCCCUUCCGCAUCUCAGAAGAAGGAUGGGGUGAGUUUGACAUGCAGAUCGAGUUCACUGCGGAUAAAGCCCACUUCAUUCAGCAUGACUUGAAUUUUGCCCAGGAGCGCUAUGAGUCUAAGCACGUCCUUACUUUCAAGAACCCCAAGCCUGCUUUCCUUGAGAGAUUGCGUGAGACAGGUCCCGUUCCCGGCGAUGAGAACGGCAUGAAGGUCAAGCGUGGCGCGACUGGUGAAGAGAGCGCCAAGAAGAAGAAGCGCACUGACAAGAACGUUGAUAUGGACAAGUUGGCCGAAGGCCUGCAAAAACUCAACGAGGACGACCUGUUGAUGGUCGUGCAGAUGGUGCAUGAUAACAAGUCAUCGGAUUCUUACACCAAGAACGACGUCGAGCAGGGCGAGUUCCACGUCGACCUCUACACUCUCCCAGACACCCUGAUCAAGAUGCUUUGGGACUUCACAGCAGAGCGCGGCUUCCUCUAA